AAAAAGAAAAGAAUUGUGGGUACUGUCAUGGGCGCUCGCGCCGAGCAAGGAUCGUGUUAUUGUCAUUGACUAGUUUUCCUUUUUAGAAACUAUACUUGAUAUUUUAAAGUAAACUUUUGACCUUUUCAAAAGUCAAAAUGGCGUCUACCGCUGCUGGAAAACAGCGGAUACCAAAGGUGGCUAAGGUGAAGAAUAAAGCCCCGGCAGAUGUGCAGAUUACAGCUGAGCAGCUUCUGAGAGAAGCCAAAGAAAGGGAGCUGGAACUCCUGCCGCCGCCUCCGAAGCAGAAGAUCACCAAUUCAGAGGAGCUAAACGAUUACAAACUGAGGAAGAGGAAGGCGUUUGAGGACAACAUCAGAAAGAACCGCACAAUCAUCAGUAACUGGAUUAAGUACGCACAAUGGGAAGAAAGCCUGAACGAGGUCCAAAGGGCCCGCUCCAUAUACGAACGAGCUCUGGAUGUCGAUCACCGCAACAUCACUCUGUGGCUAAAGUAUGCCGAGAUGGAGAUGAAAACCCGGCAGGUGAAUCACGCUCGCAACAUCUGGGACAGAGCCAUCACCAUCCUCCCUCGAGUCAACCAGUUUUGGUACAAGUACACAUACAUGGAGGAGAUGUUGGGUAACGUCGCCGGCUGCAGACAGGUGUUUGAACGCUGGAUGGAGUGGGAGCCGGAUGAGCAGGCCUGGCACUCGUACAUCAAUUUUGAGCUUCGCUACAAGGAGGUGGACAAAGCCCGGACCAUUUAUGAGCGAUUUGUCAUGGUUCACCCUGAAGUGAAGAACUGGAUCAAGUACGCUCGCUUCGAAGAGAAACACGGCUACAUAGCUCACAGCAGGAAGGUGUACGAACGAGCCGUGGAGUUCUUCGGGGAGGACCACGUCAAUGAAAACCUCUUUGUGGCUUUUGCCAAAUUUGAGGAGAUCCAGAAGGAGUUUGAGCGUGUUCGGGUCAUUUAUAAGUACGCGUUGGACAAAAUUCCCAAACAUGAAGCGCAGGAACUCUUCAAGAACUACACCAUGUUUGAGAAGAAGUUUGGAGACCGCAGGGGGAUUGAGGACGUCAUCAUCAGCAAACGACGAUUCCAGUAUGAAGAGGAAGUUAAGGCAAACCCGCACAACUACGACGCCUGGUUUGAUUACCUGCGCCUGGUGGAGAGCGAUGGAGACCCCGACACGGUCAGAGAUGUUUAUGAGAGAGCCAUCGCCAACAUCCCCCCCAUCCAAGAGAAACGGCACUGGAGGCGAUACAUCUACCUCUGGAUCAACUAUGCUCUGUAUGAAGAGCUGGAGGUCAAGGAUCCAGAGAGAACGAGGCAGGUUUACCAGGCCUGUCUGGACCUUAUUCCUCACAAGAAGUUCACAUUUGCAAAGAUCUGGCUUCUCUUCGCUCAGUUCGAGAUCCGACAAAAGAGUCUGCAGGCGGCCAGAAAGGUUAUGGGCACGGCGAUCGGGAAAUGCCCCAAGAACAAACUGCUGAAGGGCUACAUAGAACUAGAGCUGCAGCUGCGAGAGUUCGACCGCUGCAGGAAGCUCUACGAGAAGUACCUGGAGUUCAGUCCGGAGAACUGCACCACGUGGAUCAAGUUUGCAGAACUGGAGACCAUCCUGGGAGACGUGGAAAGAUCCCGCGCCAUCUUUGAGCUCGCCAUCGGACAGCCGCGACUGGACAUGCCAGAGGUUCUGUGGAAAUCUUACAUAGACUUUGAAAUAGAGCAGGAAGAGUUUGAAAACACGAGAAACCUUUACAAGCGGCUGCUGCAGCGAACUCAACAUGUUAAGGUUUGGAUUAGCUACGCCAAGUUCGAGCUGUCGGUUGAAGGACCCGAUCGGCUGGCGAAGUGUCGGCAGAUCUUCGAGGAGGCCAAUAAGAGCAUGAGAAACUGCGAGGAGAAAGAGGAGAGGCUGAUGCUGCUGGAGUCCUGGAGAGACUUCGAGAAGGAGUUUGGCUCAGACAGCAGCAGAGAGCGAGUCCGGAAGUUGCUGCCCGAGAAGGUCAAGAAGAGGAGGAAGCUGACGGCUGAGGAUGGGUCCGACGCAGGCUGGGAGGAAUACUACGAUUACAUCUUCCCAGAGGACGCUGCCAACCAGCCCAACCUUAAGCUGCUCGCGAUGGCCAAGAUGUGGAAGAGGCAGCAGAUAAACACCGACGACGAGCCUCAAGAAAAAGAUCGGAGCGUUGAAGAGGUCACAUCACCGGAGAGCGAGGAGACGGAUCUCCCCGACAAGCAGGCAGAGGAAGAGCCUGCCAGAAACACGACUGAGACGGAGCAGGAGAAAACGUACGAUGACCGAGACGAUGAGGACAGCAGCAGCAGCAGUGGUAGUGAUGAAGAGGAGGAGGCAAAGACAAAGCAGAGCAAAAGCCCUCAAGAGGACAAAGAGUAGAUUUAGUCAGAGCAGACAAUGAUUUUCUACACUUGUUUUUUUUUCUUUUACUCAGCUCAUCUUUAUUGUGUCAUUCUUAUUUGUGUUUUUCCUCAACAAACUUUCAUUUAAAAUUUAUAAGAAAUAAAAAUGGAAAACUGGAGCAUUUUGUACAUUCAGUGACUCUCCGACUUUAAAGCA
Oryzias melastigma (Indian medaka) is the source of this 2567-nucleotide messenger RNA. RefSeq names its product crooked neck pre-mRNA splicing factor 1 (gene crnkl1). The transcript is spliced from 14 exons. Bases 138 to 2387 code for a protein of 749 amino acids. The record is from RefSeq and is a predicted model, not a curated record. Gene Ontology annotation, cellular component: precatalytic spliceosome; Prp19 complex; post-mRNA release spliceosomal complex. Gene Ontology annotation, biological process: mRNA splicing, via spliceosome; spliceosomal complex assembly. Gene Ontology annotation, molecular function: protein binding. Lineage: Eukaryota; Metazoa; Chordata; Actinopteri; Beloniformes; Adrianichthyidae.